UAAUAUUAUCUCUUGUCUCAUAUCUACGAAUUGUUUAUAUCAAAAAGAAGGAAAGAAAAUAGUCUAUAGAAGUUUUGAGAUGGUAUACUAGUACAUUUUCCUAUUUUAUUUUUGUUGCAUUUGAAGACUCUUCAACAUAUAUUUAGAUCCUAACACUAGCCAUGAAUUGUUCUUCUCUUCAUUUUUUUGCAGGCAUCAUGAUCUUUAGGACAAUCUUUCUAUUCCUAGCUUUUAUGGCCACAAAUUCAAUAGCUUUAGCGGCGCAACAAACAUAUAUAGUACAUUUGGACGAGACCAAAAUCAAAUCCUCAAUUCAUUCUCAAGACAUCACAAAACCAUGGUCUCAAUCAAUCAUUGAUUACAUUUCCGAAGCUUCGACCAAAGGAGAAGACGAAGAAGAAGAAGAAGAGAUUUUAUCACCUCAGCUUCUUUACGCCUAUGAAACCAACAUGUUUGGUUUUGCAGCCAAACUUUCUGAUAAACAACUCAAACACUUAAACCAAAUUGAUGGUUUCCUUGCAGCCAUACCUGAUGAACUAUCAACCCUCCACACAACACAUACACCAAAUUUUCUUGGCCUGAGUAAUGGAAAAGGACUAUGGAGUGCUCCAAAUUUGGCCACUGAUGUGAUCAUUGGUGUACUCGAUUCCGGAAUAUGGCCAGAACACAUCAGUUUCAAAGAUAUAGGCUUCUCUCCAAUACCUUCUCAUUGGAAAGGUGUUUGUGAACCAGGCCCUAUGUUCUCAACCUCAAAUUGUAACAAAAAACUCAUUGGUGCAAGAGCCUAUUUCAAAGGCUACGAAAAGUUCAUCGGGAAAAUCAACGAAACAACCGAUUAUCUUUCACCUAGAGACUCUCAAGGACAUGGAACACACACUGCCUCAACUGCAGCUGGUGAUAUAGUGAAAAAUGCAAGCAUUUUUGGACUUGCUAGAGGCUCAGCUAGUGGAAUGAGGCAUACUUCAAGAAUUGCAGCUUAUAAAGUUUGUUGGCCUUCUGGCUGUGCUAAUUCUGAUGUAUUAGCAGCAAUGGAUCAAGCAGUUUCUGAUGGUGUUAAUGUUUUGUCACUCUCUUUAGGAAGUAUUCCAAAACCUUUUUAUAAUGAUAGUAUUGCUAUAGCUUCAUUUGGAGCAACAAAAAACGGUGUCUUUGUUUCUUGCUCAGCAGGCAACUCAGGCCCUUUUGCAUCAACGGUCGGAAACGGCGCGCCGUGGAUCAUGACAGUUGCUGCCAGCUACACUGACAGAACAUUUCCAACAAAAGUGAAACUUGGCAACUCAAAAACAUUUGAAGGCACAUCUUUGUAUCAAGGUAAAAACCAAACAAGCCAAUUAUUGCCACUUGUGUAUGGAAAAACAGCAGGUAGAAAAAGGGAAGCAAUGUUUUGCACAAAAGGGUCACUUGAUACAAAACUGGUUCAUGGAAAAAUAGUUGUUUGUGAGAGAGGUAUAAAUAGCAGAACUGAAAAAGGUGAACAAGUUAAAAAAUCAGGUGGAUUAGGAAUGUUACUACUUAACUCAGAAAAUCAAGGUGAAGAGCUUCUUUCUGAUCCUCACAUUUUGCCAGCUACUUCAUUAGGUGCUUCAGCUGGUAAAAUCAUAAGAAACUACAUCAACAGUGUUAAAAAACCAACAGCUUCAAUUUCAUUCAUAGGAACAAGGUACAAUGAACCUGCACCAAUUAUGGCAGCAUUUUCAUCAAGAGGACCAAGUAUUGUAGGACAAGAUGUUAUCAAACCAGAUGUUACAGCACCUGGUGUUAACAUCUUAGCUGCAUGGCCAUCAAAAACUAGUCCUAGUUUGGUCAAAAGUGACAAAAGAAGAGUCCUAUUUAACAUAGUUUCAGGUACAUCAAUGUCUUGUCCUCAUGUUAGUGGCAUAGCAGCAUUGAUUAAAUCAGUUCACAAAGAUUGGUCACCUGCAGCUAUUAAAUCAUCUCUUAUGACUACUGCUUACACAUUGAACAAUCGAAAUGCUCCGAUUUCGGACCUUGCUCCGAACAAUAAUUCGGCUUCUGCUAACCCUUUUGCAUUUGGUUCAGGACAUGUUGAUCCUGAAAGUGCUUCUGAUCCUGGAUUAGUCUAUGAUAUUAGUACCAAUGACUAUUUGAAUUACUUUUGCAGCCUUAAUUUUACUUCUUCGCAGAUCGCUAUUUUGUCGAAAAGUAAGUUUAAUUGUUCUAUGAAACAAGUUCAAGUUGGUGACUUGAACUAUCCUUCAUUUUCUGUUAUUUUUAGCAGAACAGGAAAAAGUGCUAGUGUGACAUAUAAGAGAGUUGUUACAAAUGUUGGAAAAUCAGAAAGUGUUUAUGAAGUCAAAGUUGAACAACCAAAUGGAGUUGUUGUUAGUGUUGAACCAAGGAAAUUGAAGUUUGAUAAAUUGGGUCAAAAAUUAAGGUAUAAAGUUACAUUUUUUGGAAUUGGAAAAGGAAGAGUUAUUGGUAGUUCAUCAUUUGGGUCACUCAUUUGGGUCUCUGACAAAUAUAAAGUUAGAAGUCCUAUUGCAGUUACAUGGCAAUAGUGAAAUAUCUUUUUCUAUUGACAUAAGAAGGAUUUAACUUCAUUUUAUCAUACUUUACUUUACCUUAUUGUUUACGUGCAAGAAAUUAGUAGAAUUAUAAGGGUAAUUUAUUAUUUCUUAUAGCUAAUUGUUUACAUGGUUGUUUCUAAUGAUUCAUUUGAACACUUUUUAUUUAUCA
This is a messenger RNA of Cicer arietinum (chickpea), 2697 nucleotides long. Its product is annotated as subtilisin-like protease SBT1.1. Gene Ontology annotation, molecular function: serine-type endopeptidase activity. Gene Ontology annotation, biological process: proteolysis. NCBI's taxonomy places the organism in Eukaryota, Viridiplantae, Streptophyta, Magnoliopsida, Fabales, Fabaceae. The record is from RefSeq and is a predicted model, not a curated record.